GUGGCGCACUCUCGCAACCUAGUGCCCCAGCUUCCGCAUCGCGUUUUGGCCGCGGUUCUCGCUGAAGCGGGCGGCGUGCGGUAGCGUGAAGCAGCCCCCGCGCGCCCCAGAACGCUGAAGCCAUUUCGGAGCUCGGGACUGGAAAUGGCAGAGCAACUUUCUCCAGGAAAGGCUACAGACCAGGUGUGCACCUUCCUGUUCAAAAAGCCUGGGCGCAAAGGGGCCGUAGGCCGCAGGAAGCGCCCGGUUUGCGAGCAAGAGCCCGAAGACAGCAGCAGCAGCAGCAGUGACGAAGGCAGCACUGUGGUUCGCCGCCAAAAGAAGCGGGCGACCCACAAUCCGAUGAUACAGAAGACUCGCGGCAGUGGUAAACAGAAGGUGGUUUACUGUGACUUGAGUAGCGAGGAUGAGGAAGAGGGGAACGGGAACGAACCUGAGACGCUCCGUGUGGUCUACAAGUCCACCCGCUCGGCGAAACCCGUGGGUCCAGAGGAUAUGGGGGCGACUGCUGUCUACGAGCUAGACACAGAAAAGGAGCGUGACGCACAAGCCAUCUUUGAGCGCAGCCAGAAGAUUCAGGAGGAGCUGAGAGGCAAGGAAGAUGACAAGAUCUAUCGGGGGAUCAAUAACUAUCAGAAAUACAUGAAGCCUAAGGAUACGUCUAUGGGCAAUGCUUCCUCCGGAAUGGUGCGGAAGGGCCCCAUCCGAGCUCCCGAGCACUUACGUGCCACCGUGCGCUGGGAUUACCAGCCCGACAUUUGUAAGGACUACAAAGAGACUGGCUUUUGUGGCUUCGGAGACAGCUGCAAAUUCCUCCAUGACCGAUCAGAUUACAAGCAUGGGUGGCAGAUCGAACGUGAGCUUGAUGAGGGUCGCUAUGGUGUCUAUGAGGACGAAAACUAUGAAGUGGGAAGCGAUAGUGAGGAAAUGCCAUUCAAGUGUUUCAUCUGUCGUCAGACCUUCCAAAACCCAGUUGUCACCAAGUGCAGGCAUUAUUUCUGCGAGAGUUGUGCACUGCAGCAUUUCCGCACCACCCCGCGCUGCUAUGUCUGUGACCAGCAGACCAACGGUGUGUUCAAUCCAGCAAAAGAAUUGAUUGCUAAACUGAAUAAGCAUCAGGCUGCAGAAGAGGAUGGGAAAGUGACAAAGGAAAAGGCAGAUGAUGAAGUAGGUUCCUGGAUAGAUGGCUUGUGAAAGCAACAAGAAAUCUGUAAGCAGAAAAGACCACCUGGUGUCAGGAAGAUCAUGGACAGGAUGCCAUCAAGAACUAAAAUGAGAUUAAGAAAAUUGCUGAAGCUUGCACAAGAACUGACCAAUCAACACAGCCCAUGACCCUGAACCCCUUAGUCAGGCUUACUCAUGAUAUUUUACCUUUAAAACUCCCCAUUUGUAAGCCAUCAGUGAUCUGGGUUUUUAAGUGAUAGCUUCCAGUUCUCUUUGUGUGGUGCCCUAAUUCCUCCAAUAAAGCUACCCUAAUUC
Molecule: messenger RNA, 1479 nt
Organism: Molossus molossus (Pallas's mastiff bat)
Lineage: Eukaryota; Metazoa; Chordata; Mammalia; Chiroptera; Molossidae
Gene: RNF113A
Product: ring finger protein 113A
Exons: 3
Coding region: 145-1194 (349 amino acids)
Biological process (GO): snoRNA splicing
Cellular component (GO): U2-type spliceosomal complex
Molecular function (GO): metal ion binding
Source: RefSeq, a predicted model, not a curated record